Messenger RNA from Triticum turgidum subsp. durum (durum wheat), 1053 nucleotides. The record is from the annotation of a GenBank genome assembly. NCBI's taxonomy places the organism in Eukaryota, Viridiplantae, Streptophyta, Magnoliopsida, Poales, Poaceae.
AUGCUAUUCUCCUUCAUGGCUUUUACACACGGCGAUUUGGUGAAAGGAAAGGAAUUGGUUACUGAAAUGAUGAACAAAGGUAUACCUCGUCCUGAUAUUAUGUUCUUCCAUUCAAUCAUGCAGAACCUAUGCACAGAAGGAAGGGUAGUAGAAGCACGGGAUAUCCUUGGCUUGAUAGCACACAUAGGUAUGAGGCCUAAUGUUUGCACAUUUAAUAUACUGAUUGGUGGAUACUGCCUAGUCCGCAAGAUGGAGGAUGCCUCAAAAAUAUUUCAUGAUAUGAUGCCAUAUGGUUUAGAACCUUCUAAUAUUACGUAUGGUAUACUUAUUAAUGGCUAUUGCAAAAACUUAAGGAUUGACGAUGGGCUGAUUCUGUUCAAAGAAAUGUUGCGCAAGGGACUUAAACCUACAACUUUAAAUUAUAACAUUAUACUGGAUGGCUUAUUUCUGGCUGGACGAACUGCUGCUGCAAAAGAGAAGUUUGAUGAGAUGGUUGAAUCUGGAGCAGAUGUGUGCAUUGAUACAUACUGUAUAGUUCUUGGUGGACUUUGUAGAAAUAAUUGCUACAGCGAAGCAAUCAUGCUGUUCCAGAAAUUAAGCGCAAUGAAUGUGAAAUUUGAUAUUACAGUUGUCAAUAUCAUUAUUGGUGCAUUCUACAGGGUCCAGAGAAACCAAGAGGCUAAGGAUUUGUUUGUUGCUAUACCAGCCAAUGGCUUGGUUCCUAAUUCUGUUACCUACACCAUAAUGAUGAGAAAUCUUAUAAAAGAAGGUUCAGUAGAAGAAGCUGACAAUCUUUUUUUAUCGAUGGAGAAUAGCGGCUGUACUGCCAACUCUAAUAUGUUAAAUCUUAUCGUCAGAAUGUUACUGGAAAAAGGAGAGAUAGUCAAGGCUGGGAAUUAUAUGUCUAAAGUUGAUGCAAAGAGCUACUCACUUGAAGCUAAAACUGUUUCGCUGCUGAUCUCUCUCUUUUCAGGGAAAGGGAAAUAUAGAGAACACAUAGGAUUGCUCCCUACAAAGUAUCAGUUUCGUGAAGAAGCAGCCACGGUUGUGUAG